Messenger RNA from Columba livia (rock pigeon), 2223 nucleotides. RefSeq names its product pituitary tumor-transforming gene 1 protein-interacting protein. The record is from RefSeq and is a predicted model, not a curated record. Gene Ontology annotation, cellular component: cytoplasm; nucleus. Bases 114 to 668 code for a protein of 184 amino acids. Lineage: Eukaryota; Metazoa; Chordata; Aves; Columbiformes; Columbidae. Gene Ontology annotation, biological process: protein import into nucleus. The transcript is spliced from 7 exons.
ACCCACCCGCCCCGCUUCCCCGCCUUCCGUCUGCUGGGCUGCUGGCGCCUGCGCGCGGCGGGUUCCUGGUGCGCGCGCGGCCCGUGCCCGACCCCGCUCCGCCCCGGCCGGCGAUGGCGGCGCCGCGGCCGCUGUGUCUGCUGUGGGUGCGGGGCCUGGCGCUGCUGUGGGGCUGCGCCGGCACGGGGCUGGCUCAGCUCACCGCCACGGCUCCGCCAGCACCGGCACACGCAUGUUCAGAGUUUUCCCAGAGGUCCUGUGAAGAAUGUCUAAAAAAUGUUUCGUGCCUUUGGUGUUACACCAACAACACUUGUAUUGAUUACCCUGUGAGAAGCAUCCUUCCACCAUCUUCAGUAUGUGCACUCUCGAAUGCUCGAUGGGGAGUUUGCUGGAUAAACUUUGAAGCUUUAAUUAUUGCCAUAGCUGUAGUAGCUGGACUCAUUCUGCUGUCUGUCACAGUCUGUUGCUGUUACUGCUGUUACUGCAGAAAGCGUUCCAGGAGUACACCAGAUGAAGAAGAGGAACAGCUAGCUAGGAAGAGAGAGGAACGAAGACUUCAGUCUCUUCAGAGGAAACAUGAAAGAAAACUGAAGCAUGAUGAAAUACGCAAGAAAUAUGGUCUUCUCCAGGAUUCUGAUAAUCCAUACAGCAGAUUUGAGAAUGAAUAAAGCUGAGCACCUUCCACUAGAGCUGUAACUCCUGAAUACAGAAAGAUUGUUUUCAUUUGCCUUUUGGGCUCUUUUCUGCAAAGAUUUUUGUUUUCCUGGUUGUAAAACUAGGGGUAGAUAAAGACUUCAUGAAAUAUAAAUUUCUAUCAUCUACGUAUAUAGAAGUAAUUUUUUUAUAAAUGCUUUUGGUUGUUGAAACGGUUUCUGUAUUUUAUGGUGACAUUUAAUUGUGAAAUAGUAUCUUUCCUUAUCUUGAAACUGUGUUUCUUUAUUUGAUGUAGAUGACUUGUAGUUGCAAUCAUGUGUUUGAAUUCAGCCUUAACUGAAUAAGAUAUCUUGAAGUUUUUUCCUUGCUUUAUAUUUGUUUGAUUAAAAAUAAAAGGCAACAGGGAAGCACAGCUUCACACAGCAGAAAUAGCUGAUGUUGGUACUGAUGAGAAAAUACACCAGGCCCAUUCUUACGUACUACCAUAGUAAGAACUGGGUGGAGUUUUAGCCCCUCUGGAAAAAGAUCUUCAAGAGUUUAAUGUCUGAGCGUUGAGAGGAGCAUACUUGUCUUUGAAUAAUGCAGCUCAGUUGUGGAAAUGUUAAGGUGUACUUUGGAUGUAUCACUGAUGUGAGAAAGAAAUUAUUUCUGUUUGCAAAUUGGAAGAAGGUCAUUCUUGAACUUAAAUGUAGGCACACAAACCUACAUUUACAAGAAACAGCUUGUGUGAACACUUUCUUCUGGUAAGCUUAAUGUAUAAUUAACAAAAAAAAAAGAGAUCCUUCAGUUUACCAGGGUUGACCCUGGCCAGCAGCUCAGCACCACCCAGCUGUUCCCUCCCUCCCUGCAGUGGGAUGGAGGGCAGAAUGGGAACAGCAAAAGUGAGAACUCUUGGGUGUGGGGAUCAAGACAGUUUAAUAAGUGAAGAAAAAGACGGUAGGGGGAAAAAGUGAUGCAUAGGCAGUGGCCACCCCCCCAGAAGCAGACCUCUGCCCACCCUCUUCCCAGUUUUUGUUGCUGAGCAUGAUGUUAUAUGGCCUGGAGUAUCCCUUUGGUCCGUUCUGGCAAGAUGUCCCAACUGUGUCCCCUCAUCUUGCCCACCCCUGGCCUACUUGCUGAAGUGGGUGGAGUGGGGAGAGAUGAAACCUUGAGGCUGUGCAAGCACUGCAGCAAGAGCCAAAGCAGGGGUGUGUUACCAGCACUGUUCUAGACACAAAGCCAAAGCGAAGCACCAUUUGGGCUGCUGUGAAGAGAGUUACCUCCAUCUCAUCCAACUCCAGUACAGUAAGAAAGCAGUAUUUUUUUUAACUUUUGAUUGUUCUUUUGGUAUUUCUAUAAUGUGAUUUAUUUCCUCUGUCUUUCCAUAGCAGUGUUUCAUUAAGCAUUUUUACUAGCUUACCAGUAUGAUGCAACAAGCAAAGAGCUCUUCCUGCUAGUCUAAUGCAAGUACCCAUUUAUUCUGUACAGUUUAAAUAACUUCCAUUGCUGUAUAUUAUCCAGUAAACCGAUGUAUAAUAUUGAAGAUGUGUUAUUUUUAUCAAUGUUCCUAAAAUAAACACUUUAAUUUGG